AUGGCAGCCAUCAGUACCUUCUUCCGCCUCUUCCUACUGAUCUCCUUCGUGCCAGCCCUUGUCCCGCAGGAUACUACUGUCUUUGAUGUCGAGUUGGUCCACCGCGACUCCCCCAAGUCGCCACUAUACAAUAGCUCGAUGACGCCCUUCGAUUGCCUGCAGGCUGCUGCUGUCCGCUCGGUCAACAGAGCUAGCUACUUGGACACCUCCAUCGACAUAGAUCUUGGAUUGCUUAGUCAUGACGGGGAAUUCAUGAUGAGGUUCAGCAUUGGCACGCCAAACCUGCAAUAUGUGUGGGGUCUUAUCGACACCGGCAGCAGUCUAAGCUGGGUCGAUUGCGUUGGCUGCCAAUGCUUCAACAAUACUGCCACCCUAUUCAAUCAUAGUGCAUCCCUCUCCUACAAGCAGUUAUCUUGCAUUUCUAAUGAGUGCAGAAGCUUUAGCCAGGGUCGUUGCAAUGAUGAUCAGAUGUGCAAGUACAAUAUCGCCUACGGUGAUGGCUCCAACAUCAAUGGAAUUUUCUCCUCGGAAACCUUCAGUUUCACCUCAUUAGAUACCAAGCAAUCUACAUCCAUUCCAAAUGUGUUAUUUGGUUGCAACUUCUGGUCCUUGAUAACUAAAGUAAAUGACCCCGGCAGCAUCAUUGGGUUGGGACCUAGGCCGCAGUCUUUGAUCAACCAGCUUGCCCCUAAGUACAUCAGCAAGUACUUCUCACACUGCUUGGACAUGCUCGAUACGGGAGUCAAUAGCAGACUCUUCUUGGGACGCAGUAAAAAUACGGUCAUCGGAAAGACGACUGUCACGCCGCUCAUGACGCAAAACGGCUUCUAUGCCGUGCAGCUUAACGCCAUCUCGAUCCCGGAUGAGUUCGACAUCUUGAUUACUAGGAAAUCCAAGUUGAGUGCCGGGAACAUCAUCUUUGACUCCGGCACCUACAUGACCAUGCUAGACACUCAAGUGGUGGACCAGUUGGUAAGGGCAUUGACGGAUUAUGUUAGCUUGCCGACUGUAGAGAAUAGCCACUACAAAUUGUGCUUCACUGUGCUCUCGACAGACCAAGAGGAGAUGCUGCCGGGAAUGUGGUUCUCAUUUGAAGGGACAUUGGGGAACUUCAUGGUGAGCCCUCAAAACCUGUUUAGGUGGAAUGGUCAGCAUGUGAAAUGCAUGAUGAUAGUGGGAACGAAUGGUUUACAAAUCUUUGGGAAUAUUAUGCAACGAGAUGUUUUAGUUGGACUUGAUCUAGAUAACAUGGAAUUGACCAUUAUAGAGAAAAAGUGCACUGAGUUAUACAAAUCCUAA
Messenger RNA from Zingiber officinale, 1299 nucleotides. Its product is annotated as probable aspartic protease At2g35615. Gene Ontology annotation, cellular component: extracellular region. Bases 1 to 1299 code for a protein of 432 amino acids. The record is from RefSeq and is a predicted model, not a curated record. The transcript has a single exon. Lineage: Eukaryota; Viridiplantae; Streptophyta; Magnoliopsida; Zingiberales; Zingiberaceae.